CCUGUGGUCCUCUCCGUUUCAUCAAGGCAUGAUGGACCCGCCCACCCGCUGCAAACGACAAAUGCGCCUCCAAGCCGUCCGCGUUCUAUAGACUGACCUGACCCUCAGCCCCAUCUCGGGGAGAUUCUUUCUGCUUUCCUCUUGCCUCGACACCUCCUUAAAAUGCCUCGUCGCCGCCAGGCCGUCUCUCGUUUCGCUACCGCUUCUUUAGACCCAUGUUUCCUCCCUCUUCUGUAUUUUUGCUUUGUCUCGCUUCGUCUUUGUCUUCGUUUUCGUCUCGAUUGCCUCUUUGCCCCUCUGCACUGCAUCCGCCCGGCCCGAAUCGCUUUCUCUCCUCGCCGUCUGACUCGAAAAAAACCCUGUCAUGGCUCAAAACGGGGUGUCCCAUUUCAUUUUGGAAACGCUGUAUCUUCGUCCCUCGUAUCGACAUUCGCCUUCGCGUCCCUCGGUUUCUUCUUCCUCGCUGGCCCGCUGCACCACUUCCUGGAGAAAGCCUAUGUGUCCCUAGUCCUCGGCCGCGAUUUUCAUCCCGGAAUUCAUAUCAGAUACUAUUCGUCGAUCCUUACAUCGCUCUCAUAUUUGCAAUUCCAUCGCAUCGCCAUGCUUGUUGGUGACUGCCGGAUAUGGAGGAACAGAUAUUUUUCUAGAUUCUGGAUUCUGCACUGUGCCUUUCCCGCUCAUCGGCAGUAUGGAGUGGCUGCCGGCCUGCCCGGGCUCUGCCUCCCCUAUUUCCUGGUCCAUUCCUUGCUGCCCCUGUCGAUAUCGCGCCCCAUAUUGAACCGGGACACCUCAACAUGCGGAUGGCUCGUGGAUUGUGUGGAAUGAGCGAUGCUGAUCUCUCGCUUGGCUGAACAGCGUCGAUCGGCACUCGCACUGCCGCAAUGGUCUCGGCCAGGAGAUGAUAGUUCCCAUUGCCCCAUUCCUCACACAGUAUUCUGCCACCCAGAUACCAAAGCCCUGCACCGGGAUUGCGCCUUCCCACAUCCAACGAGACCCUGCAGCGGCUUCUG
Polychytrium aggregatum is the source of this 1010-nucleotide messenger RNA. RefSeq lists its product as uncharacterized. The record is from RefSeq and is a predicted model, not a curated record. The transcript has 2 exons. Bases 163 to 825 code for a protein of 220 amino acids. NCBI's taxonomy places the organism in Eukaryota, Fungi, Chytridiomycota, Chytridiomycetes, Polychytriales.